AUGGCCACUUUUUGUUUGCUGCAAAUUAGCUUUAUGUUGCUGUGCACCACCAACAUCUCAGCUCUGGAUUGUAAUAUUCUUCCCCUCCUGCACAACAAAAUGAUCCAGGGACAUUUACAUGUUCUGAACAAAAUGGGUCAACAAUUUCCCGAGCAAUGUCAAAGUGAGAAAAUGCACUUCCAGUUCCCUGAGAAGUUUCUAAAGCUUAGAAAGAAAGAGAAUGCCAAAGUAGCGAUCCAUGAGAUCCUGCUACAGAUCUUCUAUAUUUUUACCAAACAUCUAACCUUAGUUGCCUGGGAUGGAAGAUCUCUUGAAAGAUUCCAAAAUGGAGUUAAUCAGCAAAUUGAACAUCUGGAUGCAUGUUUGACAGAGAAGAUAGAGAAGAAACAACCCUACUCAAGGAGUGAGGAAAUCAUUAGACUGAAACUGAAAAAGCACUUCCAAAAGUUAGAUAACUUUCUAAAAGACAAACACUACAGCCUGUGUUCCUGGGAGAUCAUCCGCUUGGAAAUUAGGAGAUAUCUUCAUUUUAUUGUCAAAGUUACCAGAAGGCUGAGAAACUAA
Pelodiscus sinensis (Chinese soft-shelled turtle) is the source of this 564-nucleotide messenger RNA. Its product is annotated as interferon kappa. Gene Ontology annotation, cellular component: extracellular region. Gene Ontology annotation, biological process: defense response. NCBI's taxonomy places the organism in Eukaryota, Metazoa, Chordata, Testudines, Trionychidae. Gene Ontology annotation, molecular function: cytokine receptor binding. The record is from RefSeq and is a predicted model, not a curated record.